UUUUAAUUUUGUGGGAGGGCACAACAUGCCCUUGUUGCCCCGUAACCGCAUCAAACAAUGAAUAAAUUACACGAUUUUCGUCGAACAUGUCGUAUGUUGUGUAAAAACAGUAAAAUAUAUGUAUUGACGAUGUAAAGUACAAGAUUAAGCUGCAAUUUGGGACUAUGAAUACAAAAGAGAACGAGAACUAAAGUUGUUUUUCUUACUCGCCAUUUCAACAUGGGAUGUGGGUCUUCGCGCGAGGGCCGAGUGGUGUGUAUACGAACUUUUUUUGUAUUUGUGUAAAUAUAUUUGUCUAUCGAGCGUUAUCGUACUUUGAAGAAAGUCAAUUUUGUCUCGUUGCAACAAGGAAGAAAUUAAAAUUCUCAUAUGUAGUGAUUACAAAAUUGUGAUGUAACUAUAAACUGUAAACCAAAUGGUAUUAAUUCGAAAGUCUUUCCUGUCAAUUAAACCAUAUAUAUCCCAGUUACGUCACUUGAAUCUCUAUGACGUCAUCGUUUUCCUGGACGUUGGUUUCACCAUGGUAGAAAACUUGCAGUUUUCAGAGUUGUGUAUUUGGAGGCAAGUAAACUAGACUUCCUCCUGCAGAAGGUCACUUCUUAUCAUUUUCAAAUAUUAUAAUUUAUUUUAUCAGAUACAACCAGGAAAUAGACCAGCAGGUCCAGUGGCAGUUCAAAGUUCAACUGUAGGAUAUGCACAACCAGGUACAUACAACUGUUCAUCCCAAUUUUAUCCUGUGCCUGCUAAUACCACCUGCAUCGGGCAAGCUCUAUUCCUCAAAUUAGUUUCGUUUUCCUUAUUUCCUUUGAGCUUUGGUGUGAUCCAAACAGAGUAUUUUCCCUUUUACAUUUAUCUCCACAGUUAGAAAUUAAGCAUUUGAUGAAUUAAGGUGCACAUGCAGGAACAUACAACACAUGCUCACAACUGUCGAGCCUGCAAGCUAACAAAUGUUUGACCAUAGGCCACUUUCAUGACACAGUUUGAUAUAGUUGGGUUUAAAUAUUUUUAUGUGCAUUUUAAUAUGCCCAAGAAAGUCUGUGUGUGUUACGAAAGUGAUCUAUAUGGAUACAUGUUAUUUUCUCUCCUCAAUCAGGUUACCAGCAAGUACCACCACAACGCAUGGCAGCACCAUAUGGGCCUCGACCAGCUGGGUACCCUCAGCAAAGGCCACCAUAUGUUCGCCAGCAAGGUCCACCCCCUCAAGGUUACCCACAACAGUAUGGUUAUAGACAACCAGUUCAAUACGCCCAACAGCAACCAGGCAAUGUGGUGAUUAAUAAUCAAGGGAACAAUAGAUCCGGUGCAGGUGACAUGAUGCUUGGUAUGGCUGUUGGUGCAACUAUGGCAAACUCAAUGCACCAUCACCAUGGUUACGGGUAUGGUCAUGGUGGCGGAUACCAUGAUCACGACACAAACAUUAAUGUUUAUGAACAUAACGAGUAUAAUUAUGAACAAAAUGAAUACGGUGGUGAUACUAAUGUAGAAAAUUAUGGUGGUGGUGGUUAUGAUGAUGGUGGUUUUGAUGAUGGUGGUGGCUUCGAUGAUGGUGGUGGCUUCGAUGAUGGUGGUGGCUUCGAUGAUGGGGGAUUUGAUGGUGGCGAUUAAAAACCAUCACAUACUUAAAAAUUCAUCUUUUUGUAAAAUCAAUUUUAUGAUUUGAAUACAGAUGUAUUUGAAAUAGAAAUGCACACCUGUCCUAACAAUUGUUGGAUUAAGACAUUUUAAUAAAUACCAAAACCUCAUGUACAUUCUCUAUCAGUAACAUACUGAAUAUGUAAUAAUUAAAUCUGUA
Molecule: messenger RNA, 1792 nt
Organism: Paramuricea clavata
Lineage: Eukaryota; Metazoa; Cnidaria; Anthozoa; Malacalcyonacea; Plexauridae
Source: the annotation of a GenBank genome assembly